Penicillium verhagenii is the source of this 1086-nucleotide messenger RNA. Its product is annotated as tyrosinase family protein. The transcript is spliced from 2 exons. Gene Ontology annotation, molecular function: oxidoreductase activity. The record is from RefSeq and is a predicted model, not a curated record. The coding region runs from base 1 to 1086 and encodes 361 amino acids. Lineage: Eukaryota; Fungi; Ascomycota; Eurotiomycetes; Eurotiales; Aspergillaceae.
AUGAAAGAUGCCACACGAUUUGAGAAGCUCGCUCAAGAGGCUUUGAAGUCGACGAUAAACACGAUUAUUGAGAAUUCUUCAAAGGAAAACAAUACGUGCACGUUGGAGAACCUACGAGUUCGUCGGAAUUGGAGAGCUUUCACUUCUCCUGAAAAGAAAUCUUAUAUCAACGCUGUCCUGUGCAUGACCAAGUCUCGGACAAUUACUCCGCCCCAUUUGGCACCUGGAACCAGAUCUCGAUUUGACGACUUUGUCGCUGUUCACAUCAACCAAUCGUACCACGUCCAUCGCGAUGCAUCCCGCAUUACAAACCAGUCACAUCUACAGCUAAGGAGUAACACAAGACAACCCAGAUACUGGAACUGGGCCGCAGACGCCAACAAUCUCGAAAAGUCACAGCUGUUCGACGGAAGCGAGACCUCGCUCUCCGGUAACGGUGCCCACAUCCCAAACGAAAUGCCCAUCGGAGCCCGAAUCCCCGGCCCAUACCCACCACUCUGGCUACCCCCAGGCACAGGAGGCGGGUGCGUAACCAGUGGUCCCUUCAAGAACCUGACCGUCAAUUUGGGCCCGUCCUACCUCGCCGUUCCAGGCGAUAACAUUACCCGCAUGGCAAACCCACUGGAUUACAACCCGCGCUGUCUAAAGCGAGAUCUCACAACUGCCAUCUUACAGAUGUAUGUGAACUACACUUCUAUCGUGAAUUUGAUCACAAAAAGUCAGAUUGUCUGGGACCUGGAGGAUAAGAUACAGGGCCAGGUGGAUGGACCCGGAUUGCAUGGUGGUGGUCAUUUUGCUAUGGGUGGUGAUCCGGGUCGGGAUGCGGAUGCUAGUGCUGGGGAUCCGGCAUUUUAUCACCAUCAUGGGAUGGUGGAUCGAGUCUGGUGGAUAUGGCAAAACAUGGACUGGAAAAAUCGACAAUUUGCAAUUUCGGGGACGAGUACCUUUAUGGAUACACCCCAGUCGGCUAAUGUGACGUUGGACUAUAUGUUGGAUGUUGGUUACGCGAAUGGGAAUUUGGGGUCGGUCGCUUUACGGGAUUUGAUGAGUACUACUGCUGGGCCGUUUUGCUAUGUUUAUCUAUGA